Messenger RNA from Ornithodoros turicata, 780 nucleotides. RefSeq lists its product as uncharacterized. The record is from RefSeq and is a predicted model, not a curated record. The coding region runs from base 131 to 757 and encodes 208 amino acids. NCBI's taxonomy places the organism in Eukaryota, Metazoa, Arthropoda, Arachnida, Ixodida, Argasidae. The transcript has a single exon.
CUUGGAGGGGAUACGACAGAAAAUGGCGACGAGGAUGGCGACACCCACCACAACGAGCGACGACACAUGCUCAAACAAGUAAUGCAGCAUCACAAAGAAGGGCAUCUAAAAAGGAACGACGGCCUGUGUAAUGUCAAAGUUCUGGGAAUUUGAGCCCUACGUGGAAGGCGGAGAUGAGGAUUUCACAUCCUACAUCGAAAGGUUCGGGCAUUAUUGGAAAGUAACUCGGAUAGAAGACAACUCAUUGAAGACAUCGGCCCUCAUAACUGCAAUCGGAAAACGAGCAUACAAGACCCUCAAGGAUUUGUUGCUGCCGUCAAAGCCAGAGCAGAAAACUUACGAUCAACUAGUGCAAGUACUGAAGGACCACUACGCCCCAGAAAGUCAAGUCAUCGCUGAACGCUUUAAGUUCAAUCGUCGUUAUCAACAGGAAGGUGAAAGUGUUUCUACCUUCGCCGUGGAGUUGAUACACCUGGCAGCGAAAUGUGACUUCGGUACGUUUUUUGAUGAUGCACUUAGAGAUAGAUUCGUUGCAGACUUGAAAAAUCCAGGAAUACAAGCCGGACUUCUGAAGAAGCGGGACCUAAAGUUCACUUCAGCAUGCGACUUUGCUAAAAGUGUGGAACUCGCCGAGAAGGAGUCUAAAGUGUUCCAUCCAGCGGCUGCUGGGGCAUCGAGCAACGAAGCGGUCAACGCCGUCAAGAAAUCUUCGAAAAAGUCUGCAACGGUGAGUGAAAAAAAUGAAAACUUCAGUUAAGGGGAGCUGCUAUCGAUGCGGAU